This is a messenger RNA of Durio zibethinus, 4384 nucleotides long. The record is from RefSeq and is a predicted model, not a curated record. Lineage: Eukaryota; Viridiplantae; Streptophyta; Magnoliopsida; Malvales; Malvaceae.
UUGGCCCAAAAAAGGGCCGGGAGACGUUGUUUGGGCAAGAAUAAAACAGAAACCUAACAAUUUGGUCAUCCAAAAGAAAUAAAUUUUUUUUUUUAAAAGCAAGUUAAAAACAAGAAAAGGGAACCCCAAGCUCGUCAUCUCUCUACGGACAGUGACAAAAAGUGAAAAAAAAAAAGGAAAAACCAUGGCCCACGGUGGCUACGGUAAGCGGCGCGUGGCGGAGGGGAAGCGCGUAGGUCGGCGAUCAAAAGGAACAGGUGUAGACAAGAAACCAAAGCCCAAAGCCGUCUCUCUCAGGAACCAGAUACGCUCCACUGAACGCAUGUUGCGAAAGGAUCUUCCGCCUGAAGUCAGAGAGGCUCAAGAAAAGAAAUUACAAGGGCUUAAGAAACAACAAGAAAUCCAUACGCAACUCGCUGUGGAACGAAAAAUAUUCUUGAAGGACCGAAAGAUUAAGUUUUUUGAGAGGAGAAAGAUAGAAAGAAGAAUAAGGCGUUUGGAGAAGCUGCAACGCACUUCAUCUGGUCAGGCACAAGACGCAGAGAUUGCCCAACAGCUUUCUAAAUUGAAGGAGGAUCUUGAAUAUGUUAGGUUUUUCCCCAAGACUGAGAAAUACAUAUCUUUAUUUACGGGGGGUGAUGAUUCAGAUGUAGUUGAUAGGAGAAAUAGAAUGCGGAAGCAGAUAAAAGCCAGCUUAGUUGCUGCUGCUGCCUGUGGGAAAGACUUGGAAGAGACAGGGAGUGAGGAUGAUGGGCUGUUGGAUUUGAGUGAUGAUGAUUUCUUUUUGACCGGAACCUCAAGUGAUGAAGCUGAUGCAGAUGAUGAAUGGACGGAUAAAAGUACCAGGGAACAGGCUUCUAGUGCUUCUGGCAAAGCAGCAUCUGGCAUGUCUAGUGAUGAGAGGAAUCAGAGACAGGUUUCUGCCAGAGCUUUAAUGCUGCCCCCUAGGCCAUCAGCUAAUUCAUUUUCAAAUUCAGUUCGUGCAAAAUCAAGGUUUGGAUCUUCAUCUAGCCGAAAUUCAUCUGUACAAAGAGCUGAAAUGUCCACAUCUAGCAACACAUCGAAUAGCAGAAGUGGUUCUUCCUUUGAGGCAGGGGGGUCCUCAAAUUCAAAGACAGGAAACGGUAGUAAUUUAAGUUCCAAUUCUGAUGCUUGCAGACCAUGGAGAAAGAGGAGACCAAAAAAGAGAAAACAACAGAUUGAUUCUUUAGACACACUGGCUUUACUUGGAGAUCGAGAACACUUUACUCCCUCUGUUGAUUGGAUUGGUAAAAAUCUUCAGUUUGAUAUAGGCAUGAGAAUCCCUUCUUAUGACAAUCAAUUACUUGACCUAGCUGAAGAUCUGGCUCGGAGGUUAUUACCUGCAUUUGACACUCCUACAGUUUUGAGCAAGUUACAAAGGAUGCUGUUUGGGGCCUAUGGGCCUGCCGUUCAAAGCUUAAUUUAGUUGGUGCUCACAUCAAUGUGUUUACUGGUGAAUGGACACAGAAGGUAUCCUGCUGUUUACCAUUAUUGCAUGGUUAAGGGCCUUGUAAGUUUCUGUUGUUGUAUUAGCUACAGUGGGAUGUUCUUCAUAUUAUUUAUUAGUUGGAAAAGGAUUAAAUCUUUCUGUUGCUGUUGCCUCUAUUGAGUCAUUUUUUCACUAUAUGUGAAGUCUUUUCUGGAAGAAAGAUGGUCAGUUUUGAGCUUCUUUUGAUGCAGCCUUCAUUUAUUCUUUUAGAAAAUUAUUUUCCUAUCUUCUAAUUCUAUUUUGAAACUUUUUUUUUAGUACUUAUGAAAGGACAAGUCGAGAAUUAAUAUUUUCCUAGGUUGUAUUUCUCUUGCAAAUUGCCUUAUUCAUAUGCAGUAAUUGAAUAAGAAUAACUCACAUAAUUAAGAAUAUCCAUUAAACCAGAAACUGAACUGCUGUUUCACUCAUUAACCUAUUGACCUCCUACUGGACCCAUCUUCGUUGGCGUUCCAUUGCUCCCAUCUACAUUUUGAAGGAAACAAAUUUAGCCAAUCUAUAUCUGGCCAGAUGGAAUUGAUUUUAUGCUAUUUUGCAGGAUGCUGGAAUAGGGACAAGCGUUGACUCCUUCUAUGAGUAUUUUCUGAAGGUCUGUCUCACGACUUGAAAUUCUUGUACCUCAUAACUUGGCGAUCACAAUUUAGUAAUAAAGAAAACAUUUUUCCUUUCUUGAUAUCUUUUCAGGCAUAUUUAUUGUUUGGAGAUGAAGAGUAUUUGUUCAUUUUCCAAGAAGCAUACAAUGCUGCUAUUUACCAUCUUUACAAUGAUCCUUGUUAAAAACUUGUGCUGUUGUGCACCACUUUGUAUGUAGAGGUCAAUAUGGAUUCUGUGUGCUAUUGUCUGGUCAUUAUUUAGCAGUUUGCAGGCCUUUUGGCCAGGGCUUCAGGUCUUAGCAGAGGAUAUGGAUCCUGCUAUUCAAACACAUUCUGCCUUCUUCAGUGUCUGGAAAAGAUAUGGUUUCACUUGUGAGGGUUUUAAUCUUGCUACACGUAGUGUUCAGGUAUCUGAAUCAUAAUAUUGUACUACUUUUAUCAUUGUCAUUGAGGGUUUCAAAUUAGAAUUGUACUAAUUUUUUGACUACCUCAGGAAAACUUAAAUAUGUCGUGUUCUCAAAGUAUGCUGUUUCUGAAAUAGGUGAAUUUGCUCUAUGAUGUUUCUUAUUUAAAAUCUUAAACAUACCACCACUGGAAGUUCUGUAACUUGUGUUGCCUGAUAACUUUGUUUCUUUUUUAGAAAAAAAAAAUUUUAUGUCACACUAAUACCAUGUUUCUUUGGCAGCAUAAGAAAAAGAGUUACCCCUUGCUUCCAGACUUAAUACAAAGCACAUAUUGGAUCUCUAUCCAAAUUAUACGAUGUUUCUUUUGGCAGCAUGGGAAAAGAGUUAUCCCUUGCGUCCUGAGUUAAAAGAAAGCACAUAUUGGCUCUACAAAGCUACCAGAGAUCCCAGGUCAAUAUGAUUGACUUUUAUUUAUGUGCCCUUUCUAACUUUUUCCACUCCUACUUUUGAACAUCUUCACUUACAGUUAUUUGGAAGGGGUCAAUUUUGCAACAUCUAACCUUUAGCAGUUUCUUUCUAUAACUGGAGUAAUUUUAAAGGGUGAAAGGAAAGCACUCUGUUUAUAUGUUAAGUUAAAUAUCUCAUUUAUCCACUAGUUGAUGUUGUUUCUGAAAGGCUUUAUUGUUUCAGGAUUACAAAAAUGCUGGCAUGGCUUCCUUUCUCUCCAAUUUUUGGAAGCAAUUAAUGUCAGCUAUUUAUGUCAGCUUUAAAUAUUGAAGGAAUACCCUUUUCUGAAGAUAAAUUGUAUUAGAAGCCGAAAUUGCUGAAACUUAAUACAUAGAAAAAAGGGAAACGUAAAAGGAAUAAAACCGAUGCCUAAUAUCAUGACAUUUAACAGCAGUAACUUAAGAUAUUGCAUAAAAUGAAUGUGGAAAAUAAAACUGACUUGCUACAUAACCUAUUUUAUCAAACAAAGAAUACUGUUAAUGAGAGUGGAUGGCUAUCCCUGCUGCUAUUAGAUGUUUUCCAUUUACCUUUUCUGCUCAUGGUAACUAGAAUAAUUUUUGUUGUAUUUCCCCACUCUAGUAAAGUGUAAGUGUAUGGAUAUUUUCCACUGUAGAUAUCUGGAUGCUAUGCAAAGCAUGGUUGCUAGCUUGCAAUAUGGGGCAAGAUGCAGUUGUCGUUAUUGUCAUAUAUCAGAUGUUGAGUUUCACAAGAGGGAAGAUCACAUGGAGAGCUUUUUCCUGACAGAAACAGUAAGUAAGAAUUUACACGUAUUUCAUCUGAAUUGGUUGUUUCCUUAAAUACAACUUGUUGUAGAUGGGGGACAAGACUAGAUUUCAGGAUUUUGUUUGGUUUGAAUUUGACCCAAUUUGACCUGUGGAUGGUUUUUGGUACCCUCAAUCAUGUUCUCCUUUCCUUUCUAGUAUAAUCUUGUAUGUAAUUAUUAGUUGAAAUAUUUGUGGCUCCUUUUUGAUUUGGCUGUGGCUCCAGACAACCUUGUUGAAAGUGGACCAUACAAGUGUAUGGUCGGCACUGAGUGCCAUUUAGUGGCUGCAACUCCUCGAAUAUCUCUAUCAUGAGAGCAUUGUUCUUAUUUUGGGGCUUACUGUAACUGUGAUGACUUUAAACAAGAGCCUCAUGCAUCAGAUAUGUCUGCUGAUUCUCUACAAGCUAAUGGUAGCAGAGCUUCUAGGGGUUGGGUUCGCACUGGGUUUCCAUUGGGCUCUUCUUAUCUUGACGCAUCUCCUGUAUCUGGGCUAAUUAAGGGGCUUUGUCCAGGACUAACUCAUGGGCAGAAGUAUGGCACAUUCCAUAUCUGGCUUCAGUUGACACGCUUCAUAAAGAUAAUUCUGCAAAACGAAAGGAUACUGUGGUUG